CACAGCUAAGUGAUCACACGGAGUGUGAGCAUGUCUCCCAAUGAGCUGACCUAUCUUGCUAUCCUGCUCGGUUCCGCACCACUUGGAUUUCUCUUCAAGAAUGGAAGCCCACAAGUAAAACAGCGAGGAUCAGCGGCAGUUGGAGUGGCUCUCACAUUGAUAACCUGUCACAUCCACAGCCUGCAUUCUGCCAUCACUAUCCUGGGCACAUGGCUCAUCAUAAAAAUACUCCCCAGAUCCUGCCACUUCCCCACACUGGGCUGGACCUUCACCUACCUGCUCUUCUUCAGGACUAUAACGUACUUUGAUAUUCCAGCACCAACCCCAUUUACCAAUGCAGUUCAGCUGCUUUUAACAUUAAAGUUGGUGAGUUUAGCAAAUGAAGUGCAGGACUUUUACCGAGCGAAAAAACAGGAGGUGACGUCGUUUUCAAAGCCCUCGGCAAUCAGCACGAUUCCCAGCAUUCCGAGUCUGCGGGAAAUGUUUUACUACAGCUACUGUUAUAUUGGAUUGAUGACAGGUCCCUUUUAUCGCUACAAGACCUACUAUGACUGGCUGCACCAAAUCGACCCGGCCUCUAUCCCAAGCUGGAAGCCACUGGUUUCCAGGCUUAAACCAGCUCCAGUGUUUGGAGUCCUGUUCCUUAUAGCUUCCCAGUACUUCCCUCUGGAUUAUGUGAAGACUGAUGAAUUCUACGAGCAGGCUUUCCUGUAUCGUCUCUUCUAUAUGGUCCCCACCUUCUUCAUCUUCCGUAUGCGAUUCUACGUAGCCUGGAUAUUUGCUGAAUGCGGCUGUAUUUCUGCUGCGUUUGGAGCCUAUCCUGUUUCAGCUAAAUCACGGUCUGGAGGAGGGCCAACCGUGGAAUAUGCUCCAUUAGAGAGAAACGCUGAGGGGGCUAAGGUGGAGCUGGAGUACGACUAUGAGACAAUAAAGAACAUCGACUGCUAUGGGGCAGAUUUCUGUGUUAAAGUGAAGGACGGGAUGCGCUACUGGAACAUGAGUGUACAGUGGUGGCUGGCACAAUAUAUAUACAAAAAUUCUCCUGUUAAAUCCUUGGUGUUUGGGAGUGCAUGGACCAUGCUUGUAAGUGCCUACUGGCAUGGAAUCCACCCUGGAUAUUACAUGAGCUUCCUGACCAUACCAUUAUGCUUGGCAGCAGAGGGGUCCAUGGAGGCUGGCCUGAGGCGUCACGUGUCCGAUUCUGGAAAGAUGAUUUUUGAUUGGGUGCACUGGUUCCUUAAGAUGAGAGCCUAUGACUACAUGUGCAUGGGGUUUGUGUUGCUGACCUUCACCGACACCUAUCGCUACUGGCAGUCCAUCUACUUUUCGGUGCACGUUCUGGCUAUAAGCUUAUUCCUUCUAGGCCGCGUGCUGGCACUUAAGUCUCCCCGAAGGCCAAGAAACACGAAGGAGGAGAAGGCAGAGGCCAAACAAGAGAACAGGCUCCAAGAAUAAACACAGUAAAGUACCUGGAUCCUCCUGUCGGCCAUAGAAAACCCUGUGACUCGUGCUAAACUGAUGAUUUACAGCCCUCUCCCACUUCCUCUGCUUCAGAUUCCCGGAAUGUAACCGAUACUUCAUAUGUUCCUCCUACAGGAAUACCGUCCGGUCUUACAGUGUAUUGCGAGCGUCCCUCACAUCAUCCUUUUUUAUGCUUCCUCGUGAAGUCACAUGUCUACGGUCCUGGAUUGCGGCACAUCAGGAUUUUCGGCAAGAGCACUGCCUGCGUUAUAUUGGCAAAUCCUAAGCCAAAUGCUUGUCAUUUUAUCAUCCAAAAAAAUGUAUUUCUGCUGGCAGCCAAAUCUUCCUCAGUCCGCUAUAAAGUGCCCCUGGUCUCUCUUUCAGCAAGGAGUUGGCUGGGACAGGGGUUUCUUUACCAAUUCUAUAGCUAUUCAAACCUGGGACACUCCGCUUGUUUUUGGCAUUUCAGCAGUUUCAACAUAUCAACGGAAAGGCCGUUUCUGUAUAUGGAAUUCGCAGUGAAGCCCAGGAACAAAAAGUGAUACUUGGAGAAUAAGGAAGGUACAUGAUGCUGUAGAUUCAUUUGUAUCCUGUUUCACCAUAUGAACAUAUAUGCCUUGUGCUUAUUCAUCACAGUGGGGAACCGUUAACUAUUUCAGGUAUAACGUUUCUGAAAAAUAAUGACAAAAAAUAUAUAUAAUCACAUACAGUCUUAUCAUUAGGGAUGCACCGAAUCCAGGAUUCGUUUCUGGAUGCCGCCAGGAUUGGGAUGUUUUCAGCAGGAUUCGGAUGUGCUAAAUCCAAGUGCCUGGCCUGAAUCCGAAUCUUUAAAAUCACAUGACUGUCCAUCACACAAACAAGGAAGCCAAAAAAUGUUUCUCUUCACCCUUCCUGGCCCUUUGGAUUCGGUAUGGUUCGGUAUUUGGCUGAAUAUUUUACGAAGGAUUCGGGCGAAUCCCAAAAUAGUGGAUUUGGUGCAUCCUUACUAAUCAUCACAGUUAAAUUGACUCUUGCUGGACUUGCUUAAUCACUGUAUGAUUGGUCCUGCCGCAAACCCUGCCCAAUAAGGCUCAGAGCCAUUGCUUUCAACUGAGCUUUAGCUAAUAAUACAUAUUUAUUGCCAAAGAACCCAACACAAUGGAAGAAAUAGAUCUAUAUUUAAACAUAAAAGGCCCUUUUUAUAAAUGGUUGAGAUACAUUUGAAUUAUAUUUCGACAUUUAAUAGUGAAGAAGAAUUGCGUAAUUAUAAAGAAUCCAAAAAACAUUCUGAAUCAAGGGAAAUGUAAAGUAGUGGUGAUCGCUAUGGUGAUUUAGCCUUUGGCUUUUGCCAAUUCUGAAAUAGAGAACAUGUAAUUUUCUGCAAAAUGUCCUAAUAUUUUGUGUAAAUAGGAUGAAACUUCCCAAAUCGGCUGUAUUUGUAAGGCAGGUUUUUUUUUGGGGGGGGGGGCUAAAUAAUACUGGGAAAUAAUGUAAAAAUGCCAAAUGUAACGGUUAUUACUGCCUAUAAAUAGACCAUAAUACUUUUUACACCUUUAAAGGAGAACUAAACCCUAAACUUAAAAAACCCCUACCCUAAAUAGACCCCUCCCUCCUCCCCCCAGACUAAGUGUUACCCCAGACAAAUGCCCCUAAUGUUUUACUUACCCCUCGGUGCAGAUUCAGGCAUCAGAGUUCACGGCAGCCAUCUUCAGCCACUUCGGUAAUAUUCGGAAUGAGACAUGCGCCUCCAUGCUGGUUUCAUUCUGCAUCAGCAGAAAACUGCACCGGCCCGGGGUUAUUCCAGUGAGCAUCACGGAGCGAUCGUCUUCCUGCUUCUUCUUGUGGCUGUGCAUGCACAUUAGAGUGAAAAUCUAAACUUUUAAAUAAAAAAAGACGGCUAUUUUGUUCUACUGCGCAUGCGUCUGCCUCGGAAAAUUUUAAAAAUAAAGUGACGAAGACGAUCAAACGUGGUGCUCGCUGGCAGAGACCCCCAGGUCGGACCAGUUUUCUGCUGAUAGGAGCACCAGCCUUGGGUGUCGGGUAAGUAAAUAUAAUCACUUGGGGGUGCCUAACCUUUUACCCCAAGGUAAAAUUACUUUUCUUCUCCUUUAAGUGCUAGCAGACUUAUGCAUCCACAUAAAAAGGAGCUUAUUGCCAGCCCUCCCUCUACAUUUCUGGUCAUUUUUUCAGUCUGCAUUUGUUUACAUGGCAGCUCAGAGUAGACUGUAGAUAUAACUGUGGUACUGAAGGGGCCAAAGUAUUUCAAUUCCCUACCAAGAGACAUGGACAUGAGUUUUAAAACCAGUUUGGAUGCAUUUCUAGCACAAGAGGGCCCACAUAAUUAUGUUUUUAAGCAUGAAUUAAUAAGUAAUUGAUUGUGGGAACAAUGCCAUUUUGGGGGGUCAGGAAAGACCUUUAUCCUCCCUGUGAGGCUGAAUCAGCAGCUGGGUAGGUAGGUCACUUAACAUGGCCAUAGGCACAAGGAUCCGACGAUUCGUAUGAUUUUCAGACUGUGUGUAGCGAGUCCCGACAUUUUUCCUCCGGCAGAGAUCGGUCGUUUGGUCGAUCGGACAGGUUUGAUUUUGUCCUAUGAAGCCCAUUGCGAUCUCAUCUUAAUCCGAUCGUUCAGAUUACCCCCGAUAUACAGUAGACAUGCCCGUUAGUGGCAUAUCGGGGAAAGAUCGGCUAGUUUGGCGUUGUCUAUGGCCACCUUUAGGUGAGAGAACAGUUAGAUUUAGAAGAAUUGAACUUGAAUUUCUCUUAGUUUUUUCAGCCUAACCCGCUGUCAUGGCACCAUAAUAGCUCCCUGCCUUGAGGAACUAGGAGUGAUCUUGAAAUGAAAACGCCAGUUACGUUAAACCCAUCUGGGCACCUCAGCAUUAGGACUGUUUAGGCAUAGUUUGUUUUUAUCAUAGAGAAAGAUUACCCAAAAGUAGAUGGAAUUCAUAGGUGUUUCUUUUGGUUUCCAGCUCUUUAGUAGCACAAUCUAGUCCAACAGGAGGGGCAUAAAUAAACUAAUAUAAGGUUGUUAGAUGAGAAAAAAACAUUGCAGCCAACCUUGCUCAUAGGAGGGUUUUCUAAUUUGAGGGCCAACUGGGGCUGCCUAGUUCCUCCAUUAUCUUUACACGAAGAAGUAAACCUCAUGCCAAAAACUACAUAUGACAUCCUUAAGCGGAUCCACCUCAGAAGCACUAGGCUUGGAAAACUCUGCUGCCUGUUGAGGGGGGAUGAAUCACUCCCCAUAAGUUUUGCAUAAGAUGCACUGUGGCUGCUGGGUAUUGUAGUUGUACAUCCCUUUAGAUUACAUCAAUAGUCCGUACUGAACGCCUCCAGAUGUGCAGUUGGCAAAAUAAAUCCGGAAAUGUAAAUUUUUCUGUGUUUUUUUGUAAAAUAACCUGUAAGCACUAUUCCCUUAUUGCAGAAUAACUGCCAUGAUUACGCUGGACGAAUUUUUGAGAAUCCUUCAAAACUACUUUUAGUAAAUCGAGGUCCAGUUUUUCUUCUAAAUUGUUAUAUUUUGAUCAAAUUUGUAAAAGAAGUAAACAAGGAAAAUGCUGUGAUUUAGUAUUGCUGUCGGAGGGAUGGACAUAAACCAGGGACAUGAGACACUGUGACCUUCCAUCUUUCUCCUCCUCCUCCUCCCCCAGCUGCUCAUUGGUUCAUGUGCACAGGACAGAUUUUGGUCUUAGGUUUUGGAAUCUGUUUAUCAAGGGAAUGAGUGCGGUACCAGGACACACUGUAUAUGUCAAGUACUGGUGAUAUCACAGGAACUUUUUUCUUGCUAAAGUAUACAUUUUAUAUAAAAAGAAAAAUCUCUCAAUAAA
Messenger RNA from Xenopus laevis (African clawed frog), 5264 nucleotides. RefSeq names its product membrane bound O-acyltransferase domain containing 7 L homeolog (gene mboat7.L). Gene Ontology annotation, cellular component: endoplasmic reticulum membrane; mitochondria-associated endoplasmic reticulum membrane contact site; membrane. The record is from RefSeq and is marked provisional. Gene Ontology annotation, biological process: phospholipid metabolic process; phosphatidylinositol biosynthetic process; lipid modification. Gene Ontology annotation, molecular function: acyltransferase activity, transferring groups other than amino-acyl groups; lysophospholipid acyltransferase activity; 1-acylglycerophosphocholine O-acyltransferase activity. NCBI's taxonomy places the organism in Eukaryota, Metazoa, Chordata, Amphibia, Anura, Pipidae.